This is a messenger RNA of Fusarium tjaetaba, 327 nucleotides long. RefSeq lists its product as uncharacterized. The record is from RefSeq and is a predicted model, not a curated record. Lineage: Eukaryota; Fungi; Ascomycota; Sordariomycetes; Hypocreales; Nectriaceae. The transcript has a single exon. The coding region runs from base 1 to 327 and encodes 108 amino acids.
AUGGAUUUCAUCAGCAUGUUAAAACUCAUCACGGUUCGAGUCCCAGAACCAGGCGAAAGUCGCAUGGCUUUCCACUUCACACGCAAGCCAGACAGUUCCAUCCAAGAGCCAAAGUUCGACGACGUCUUGCGAGCGUACAGCUCGGAGGUCACUGACAUCGUGUACACCGAAUUCGAGGAAUGGCUUACACUGUAUGUGUUCGCAGCAGGAUACGAUUGGGCUACGCAUCACGAAAGGAUGAAGAAGAUUUGCGAUGAGAAGGAGAUUGGCACAGACUGGCGGAUUAUGCGGAUGGUGGCGUCUACCUGUGUUGACAACACGGAAUGA